UUCUUGACUGCGUCCUCGAACUUUUUUUUUUCUCUGUCCCGCUUAGAAUUUCGACAGCUUCAGCGGGCAGUGAGAAGAGGCAGCCGCCACUUCCUUACAUUUUGGUUGAGUAAACUCGGCCACCGCAGCCACAAUGUCGUCCUUUUUCACAGUGCCCGGUUCCCAGAAGAAGAGGAAGAGGGCCACGGCGCCAGACGCACCCAAAAAAAGGAUCGUUCCGUCCGCAAAGCCCUCAGGCAGGGGCCCCUCCAAACCUGCACCAGCAGCAAAAAAGAGGAUUGAGCGAGAUGAGUCGAUAUCAGGUAGCGACUCGGACGACUACGAAGGCGACGAUGGGCUACCGGAUCGGAGCCUGUCGGAAAAUGGUUCAGACGGCUCGGAUAACGAGGGUGAGACCGUCGCGGAACGGCGGUUGAGGCUAGCAGAAAGGUAUCUGGCCAAUGUUCGGAAGGAAGUGGAAGUGGACGACGAGUACGGCUUUGAUGCCGAGGAAAUUGAUCGGGACAUUAUUGCAGAGCGAUUGCAAGAAGACGUCGCCGAGUCCAAGGGCAAGGUCUACCGCCGGUUGACCGAAGAACUCGACUUUAAGAAGGCGACACAUACCCUCUUCAGAUGGAACGCAGAGACUGUCACAUCCGUGGCAAUAUGCGCCCCGCAUGCGUACACCACCUCCAAAGACGGCCUACUCGUGAAAUGGAAGCUCCAAGACCUGCCCCAAAACCAAUACCCGCAAACGACGAAGAAGAAGCCGAAGAAGCCCCCGGCGCCGCCGAGGCGAAGACCCGAGAGGAUAGUCUCUACCAAGGCAGACAGCAGGAAGGCCCAAGACAAGACCUUCCAGGGGCACACGGGCCCCAUCCUGACCGUCGCUGCCUCGCAGGACGGCAAGUUCGUCGUCACGGGCGGCGCGGACCGGAGGCUCGUGGUGCACGACGCAUCGACGCUGCGGCCGAUACGGGCCUUUACCCAGCACCGGGACUCGGUGACGGGUCUGGCCUUCCGGCGCGGCACCAACCAGCUCUUCUCGUGCUCCAAGGACCGCACCGUCAAGGUCUGGUCGCUGGACGAGCUCGCCUACGUUGAGACCCUCUUCGGCCACCAGGACGACUGCGUCGACAUCGACGCCCUCGCCCAGGAGCGCUGCAUCAGUGUCGCGGCCCGCGACCGCACCGCCCGACUGUGGAAGGUCGUCGACGAGACCCAGCUCGUCUUCCGCGGCGGCCUGUCGGAGAGGAAACCACUCCUUCCCAGCACCGCCCCCGGCGCCGCCGCCGUCCACCCAUACUCCCUCGCCCACGAGGGCAGCAUGGACCGCGUCGCCAUGCUCGACGACGAGCUCUUCGUCACUGGCAGCGACAACGGCGCCCUCGCCCUUUGGGGCAUCCACAAGAAGAAGCCGCUCCACAUCAUUCCCCGCGCCCACGGCAUCGAGCCCCCCCUGCGGCCCGACCAGGCCUCCGCCGACGUCAGCCCGGACCCCUCCGUUAUCCCCCCUCCGCAGCCACGGUGGAUCACCGCUCUCAGGACCCUCCCCUACUCCGACGUCGUCCUCAGCGGCUCCUGGGAUGGCUGCGUCAGGGUGUGGCGCCUGAGCAGCGACAAGAGAAAGCUUGAGGCCGUCGGCGUCCUUGGCCGGGGGGGCGCGCCCGGCCCCGACCCGGCCGAGGCCACCACCAACGGCACGACGGACCAGGAGGCGCCGCCGCCGACAAACAUCAACAACAGCAGCAGCAACAACGGGUUCGCCAUCCGGGGCAUCGUCAACGACAUCUCCGUCGCCGAACGCGGCGACAGGGGCAAGGACGGCCUGUGCGUCGUCGUCGCCGUCGGGAGGGAGCACCGCCUGGGGAGGUGGACCGUGUUCAAGGGCGGCCGGAACGGCGCCAUCGUGUUCGAGGUGCCCAGGCUCGCCAGGGCGACCGAGACGAACGGUGCCGUUCACGAGGAGCCCGAGGCGGGUGGCGAGGAGAAGUCAUAGGUACAUACCUACAUAGAUACGGGCCUCGUACAAACACAAGAGGGAAAAAACUGUAUUUAAUAGGGGUUAGUUACACUUGACAUUGCCUUGUUGGCCCAUGUCGAAUUCAAAUUUGCUCAAAAUGAUUGCCAACGCUCCAUGCCGAGUUAUCACGCAUAAGAGCCCCACGGUUAUUACUCGCUUCCCCCUUAUUCAUUUCGUGCCACGCGUUCAUGUACAUCUUGAUAACGGCCUCCCAUUUUGAUUGCGCUAAUUAGAGCGAUAUGCCAUGCAUGUACGAACUUCUACCAGAGACAAG
Phialemonium atrogriseum is the source of this 2276-nucleotide messenger RNA. Its product is annotated as WD domain, G-beta repeat-containing protein. The transcript has 2 exons. The record is from RefSeq and is a predicted model, not a curated record. NCBI's taxonomy places the organism in Eukaryota, Fungi, Ascomycota, Sordariomycetes, Cephalothecales, Cephalothecaceae. Gene Ontology annotation, molecular function: protein binding; U3 snoRNA binding. Gene Ontology annotation, cellular component: small-subunit processome. The coding region runs from base 134 to 1978 and encodes 614 amino acids.